AUGCUUAAUUGAAACUUGCAGCUGUUUGCGCGUGCUCAUUAAGCUUCGUUAGUUUGCUGGAGAAGUCGCCAUUUUGUAAGCGACUUCCUGCCUCCGCUACACUAAUGGUUGUAGCUGGUGUACAGCUCAGCCAAUCAGAUUGUAGCAUUUGAAAUAGUUUCUACUUAUUCUGAGUAAAAGCUCAUGGGCUUAUUUUGGGGAGACUCAUAAUCGGAUUGUUUUCUGUCGGCCGUUCGGCAUGCGUUAUUUAAAGCAUUCUACGAAGUAUCAACAUUGCUUAAUUGUAAUUUUAUUGUCAGAUCUUUUACAGAUCCUAGUAUACCAGCAGCAUUUUCGUUUGCAGUCCCUUGCCACAUUUGUACAGUUAGGUUCUAAGCACAAUAUGUGCAUUUAGUGGACGAUUAGCCUUCGCGCUGCUUGCUCGAUUUUUUGCUACUACGCGGAGCUGGUGAGACUCAACCAGGUCGAAACAGCUGUCCAAGGUUUCAUCUUGGCUUUCAGUUUGGACUCUAUCAUGUCGUUUUCGCGUUGAGCUUUCUAUGUUGUAUCAUGCAUCCUUGCUUAAUUAAUAUUUUAUUUUCGAGGCAUAACUUAUUUUCCUCAGGAGGCGAGGGGGAGGGGUUAUUUACAAAAGUUUACAAUAACAGGACAGUAAUUUAUGCAAAGGCUUUCACCAUCAGUUUUUUUAUUUCAAUUUACAAAGUGGUACAUAUGACUCAGACGGGAAGCUAUUAGUAAGCUGAGUUGGUCAAAAGUAUACGUUGCUCAUGAAAAUUACACUUAGUAUUUUAAUUUACUUAAAAUGUUGCAACGCGUGGUUGCUUCUAGAAGAAGCUACUAUUCAUUUUUACUUUCAGCUCGUAAAGUUUUUCUCUUAUAAUUUGAGGAAAUAAACUACCUCCCCGCGUUACGUUUUUGAGUAAAUACCCCGUUGAAAGCUGGUCGUAUGUGUUUAUUCGCGAUGGCUAAUAACCAAAGCGGUAUCUUUUUCUGUUGCGUGCACGGUUCGGGAAGAACGGACCGUUUGAAUUAAAAUUCGUCACUUUCAAUCAAAGAAAAUCGCAAUCUAGUAUUUUUCAUUUGAUUCUUUCAUUUUACCGCGCCAUUUCGCAUCAUUAAUUAUUACUGUUUGUGCAAAGGCGCGUUAAAAAUUUCUUCCCUAUUUACACAUACGUUCGAAACAAAGGUUUAGCUUGAAAAAUAAAUGAGAAGGAAUCAAAGCUUCGUAUGGCCGGAACACAAAAGAAACUGUUUCGGCUCAAUAUUGAGUAAAUAAAGUUCACUUGUUGAGCCAGGUGUUAAAGAAAUGACAAUUGGAUUCUGAGUUUUGACAACCCGAGGUUUGAAGUUUGAUCUUCGUGGUCAAGGUCUGCUCAAUAAACGUCAUUCAAAAAUAUUCGCGAACGAAUAUCAUUGUGUGGUUGGUUGUUGAUCUCUUGAAGUAUACCAACCGACUGAAGGGUCCUGCAGUUCCUAAUGUUUUUAAAACAAUAAUCCCUCAUAACUGCUCAGUCUUUGUCAGACGUCCGUGGCCUUUGCUCCCGUGGCUUUGCUGUUGACCGAAACGAAAUACACGAAGUUACAGAGAACACUGAAUGCUAAGCCGCUGUGACUGACAAAGGCAAGCGCGGCGAUCACGGAAAAAAAUGGUCAGAAAUGUUCUCCAUCGACAGUGAGGUGAAACUGCCACACAAGAACUGUGGGUUGGUAAACCACUGAGGCACUGGUUUACUGAGCGUAAGCGACCUCCCAUCGACUUGCAUCUCUGUGGGAUACUUAAGCAGAGCAGAAGAGAAGGAAGAAAAAGAAAAUUCUAAAACAGCUAAAUAGGACCGCGUUUAUUGUGUUGUGCUAGGAUAAGUUGCUACGAAGUUUGCACGCGAGUGGUUUACUUAAUUUCUGUAUGCAUUGUUUCACUGUAUUGGCACGCUCUUUUUGCCUUGGAAUUCAGAAAAGAUUGCAUAAAAGCUGAAAAUUCACGGUCUUUGGCCAGCUUAUCACUUGUUAUAGAAACCACUUCAGUUGAGAAUCUCAGACGUUCUGGAAAGGAAGAUUUUAGUUGCCUUAACUCUUACACUCCUGAAAUUGAAAGACUCUUUACGGAAGACAGUUUCCACUGCUAGUUCAACGCAAGAAUUAUUAGAAGACAAAGUAUAGUUAAGUUGCUACACUACUGAAUUGACUACAAAAGGUGCAGCCGACGUAACGGCAAGUUAAUCCCAAAAAAAGAGACGGAAGUACAGUACAUCAUUGUUUGCUGAAACGCUGAAACUAACAAGGAACUUCAUUGGGUUGGUACCCGGCAUUAAACACCCGACAUCUUGCUUCGUUGAACUAUCGUUGAGCUCUAUUUCAUUCACUUCUAUAAACAGCAGAAAAAGUCUGAGCAGCAAAUAGAGACGCCAAGCAAUGUUUUUCGACGGCUACUGGUUUCACACAAACCUCCCAAGUAUGAUAGUUUAUAUCUUCAUUUCUCUAUUAACAAUCUUCGGGAACGUUCUAGUUUGUACGGCUUUCAUCAAAGACCCUUACCGCCAGCUGCGCACUCUGCAAAAUUACUACAUCAUAAGCCUGGGGAUCUCUGAUCUCUUGAUGGGAAUUGCCGCCGAGACUAUACUCAUAGGUACUUACUGGAACGGCAGCGAAACUGUGUUUCUCGCUCAUUAUCUCUUUGCUAUUAUCUCAGGAGUAUCUUCAUUGUUAAAUAUGGCGGCGCUGUCGAUUCAUCGCUAUUUCGCGGUCAAAAUGCCGCUCAAUUUCCAAGAAGUAAUGACGCAACGUCGCAUUUUGAUCUCCAUAACGAUCAUAUGGAUUUACGCUGUGCAUUUUUCGCUUUUACCAUUAGUGGGCUGGGUCGACUCGAGAUACCAGAUUUAUCUCUACGGCUUAGGUUGUUUCCUACCGAGUGUGGUUAUUUUUAUGGCCUAUGGCGGGAUUUUCAAAUCGAUUCGCGCGCAUACCAAGACGCUAGGACGAUCCAUGGGAAACACGGCGUUGAAAAACGCCAUGUCCAGAGAAAAAUCUACCACGAAGACUAUGCUGAUAGUCCUGGCUGUGUUUUUAUCGUUCUGGUUUCCAUUUUUGUUAAUAGAUUUGAUUAUGGUCCAGUGUAUCCAGUGUAGAACGUUUGGUUUUCACGCUGCGCGCGAUGUUACCUUAACUUUAACCUACUUUAGUUCGUGUGUGAACCCGCUCCUUUACGCAUGGCGUGUGACGCAGUUCCGCAGGGCAUUUAUCCGCGUGCUCGGAAUGAGGAAACUGAUGCGACGACGAAACAAUGUGGUCUAUCCAUUGACAGUGGUUCCUUUUCGUUCUCGAACCGAAGUCGAUCAAGAGAGAUCGUGUUACACUAAUUUACCCCGAAAAUCUGUUUCUGUUGUGUCAUAGAUAGAGUGAUAUGCUCUUAUUAUGUGGCUAUGUCUCACAAGGACUGGGAGCUACUGAAUUCACGAAUAUGAUUGGCUGAAAUCGAUAUUGAA
Orbicella faveolata is the source of this 3479-nucleotide messenger RNA. Its product is annotated as octopamine receptor beta-1R-like. Lineage: Eukaryota; Metazoa; Cnidaria; Anthozoa; Scleractinia; Merulinidae. The record is from RefSeq and is a predicted model, not a curated record. Gene Ontology annotation, biological process: G protein-coupled receptor signaling pathway. Gene Ontology annotation, molecular function: G protein-coupled receptor activity. Gene Ontology annotation, cellular component: plasma membrane.